This is a messenger RNA of Spodoptera exigua (beet armyworm), 933 nucleotides long. The record is from the annotation of a GenBank genome assembly. NCBI's taxonomy places the organism in Eukaryota, Metazoa, Arthropoda, Insecta, Lepidoptera, Noctuidae.
AUGGCUAGUCUGGACGUUCCGCCUAGUUAUCCGCCGCCGCCUCCACCUGCGAGGCCAGUGCGUCCGAAGAUCACGUUGCAGAUACCUGACUCUUCAGUGCAAAUGACUCCUAGAGGACCUCCAACCAGUGCUUCGGUGAACUGGCAUCCUAGAUUCCCUGGGAAACCUCCAGCGACGCCAGCAUCACAUAUAUCUGAUCCUCAUGGAAAUCCUUAUUACAAUCCCUUUAUGCAUAUGUAUCAUAAUAAAGCUUCAGAGUUCAUGUUUAAACAGUUCGAAGGCUUCAAAGACUUUACUAUUAAUACUACGAAGCACGGAUUGAGUGCUGGUGAAAAGACAGCGUUUUGGUUGUACAAUAAGCUGAAGUUGUUGUCAAAGAAAUGGUUCACGCAUCUCUUCUUAAGUUUGUGUUUGGUGUUGUACAGUAUUAUUGGUGCCUCUAUUUUCGUGGCUGUUGAAGUGCGUAGUGUUCCGUGCACGCCUCAAAGAGCCAAACGACCACCACAGAUAGGGCCUAUUAAGACUAAUGUUCAGUCGGACUUGAAGAAACGGGGUGGUUUUUAAGAUAGAGAUAGAGAUAGAGAUAGAGAUAGAGAUAGAGAUAGAGAUAGAGAUAGAGAUAGAGAUAGAGAUAGAGAUAGAGAUAGAGAUAGAGAUAGAGAUAGAGAUAGAGAUAGAGAUAGAGAUAGAGAUAGAGAUAGAGAUAGAGAUAGAGAUAGAGAUAGAGAUAGAGAUAGAGAUAGAGAUAGAGAUAGAGAUAGAGAUAGAGAUAGAGAUAGAGAUAGAGAUAGAGAUAGAGAUAGAGAUAGAGAUAGAGAUAGAGAUAGAGAUAGAGAUAAGGGUACAAUACAGAUUACGAUAAUGUCUCUUUCGGAUAGUAGCAAUAUGAGUAUCAACACAUCCAGCAGCGAUAAAGAUUUAAGACCAGAAUGA